Molecule: messenger RNA, 4206 nt
Organism: Polyodon spathula (Mississippi paddlefish)
Lineage: Eukaryota; Metazoa; Chordata; Actinopteri; Acipenseriformes; Polyodontidae
Product: centriolar coiled-coil protein of 110 kDa-like
Exons: 11
Coding region: 254-3424 (1056 amino acids)
Biological process (GO): centrosome duplication; regulation of cytokinesis; centriole replication
Cellular component (GO): centriole
Source: RefSeq, a predicted model, not a curated record
UUGUUAUUGUUCGCAGAAAACCCGGUGUGUGGUAAAAUGUCAACUGGAUUCCCACACUCUGAUCCGAAGCGUGUGUUUUGUUUUUUUUUAAAGUGAUGUCCAGUUUCAGAUUUUAAAAUCCCUUACUAUAUGCAAUGACAGCGUUGGCUGGUUUGUUUUUUCCUGUGUGUUCAACUGAAUUCCUGUUCGUUUAAAGCAAACCUGUGGUGUAGUCGAAGCUGAGUGUCAGGUGCUUAAGGAAGCGCGGAACAGAAUGGACAAUUACAAAGCGUUUUGUGAGUCACAGUUGCCCCAAAUAAAGGCCAAAGUAACAGAAAAGUAUAAAAAACACGAAACACUGGAUUCGAAGAGAAAGGGCAGCGCUUCGUUAAUUCGGUUCCACGGGCUGACCAUCCUGCCACCAGUGCUGACUAGGGAACAGAGAGCUGAGAUGCAAAAAUAUCAACAAGAUGCCUUGACCUGCAAAAAUCAAAGAAAGGAAUCGCAGGAAGAUCAUCUGAUGAUUCGUGUUCGAACUCUUCUAGAGAGUGUCGAGCUCCGGAAAGCACCAACUCUGCAGGAAUUCAUCCAAGAUGAUUCUGGGAUUUUGUCAGCUGUUAUUACUGGAUGCAGUGAAACUUGCGUUGAUUUAAAGAACAAAAGUGUAGAAUCAGACGAUUGCAGUGUUAACAAAUGGGAUCUGUCACUUGCUUCCAAACAAGACUAUGAUAGGAGCACCACGUUUCAUCUGCCAACAUCUACAGCAGAUGAAGGACUUUUAACUAAAGGCUUACAAGAUUUUCAUAACAUGUAUGCUGAACAGGGGACUAAUCACAAGUUGCAAGAAGUAAGCCAAAGUAUUCCAAGCGACCAAGUUCAAUGCUUAGAAACUAGCAGUGCCUCCGUGAAUCCCACCCUAAUGUGCCAAAAUCCUUAUUACCAAAAUGAUACUAGUCAAAGGUCAGUGUCAUCUGGAUAUGUAACCUGCAAUAAUGUGGAUAUCAUGGAUCAUGUCAGUAGUGGAGCAGAGAUUUUUCACAAAUGGAAAGAUGAACCUUCAAUGUCUUCAGACAGGUUUUUUCUUCAUGAAACCAGUUGUGACUCUAACAAGGUUCCAUGCAUACCAGGUGAUACAUUGGUUCAUUUUAGCACAAAGGACAAUCCACAAGCAAACAAAGUGUCCGUCAGUGAUGUAAUUUCAAAGCAUUCUGAACGGGAAAAUACUCGAGAUGAAAAAACGGCAGAUCUCGAGAUUCCAGAGGAACCUUACCUUAUGAGCCUCCAGAACCUGCUGAAAAAGUCAAGAGAGUUUCGAGACAAGCAGCGUGAGCUAAAGAAGUCGAAAGUGAGGGCUGUGGGGAAAAUCAAUGCAGACAGUCUUUCUGACAAAGAGAAUGAUGACAAAUCGCAGCCAGGGGAUCACAAGAAAGCUAAAGUCAAAAAGGAGAGCAAUGGAAGAGUGACAGUCAUGUCUGAUAAAGGAGUUCUUUCCCAUUGUAGGAGGAUCAAUCAAUCAUUGGGGGCUCAUGAAAAAUUGAGCACAUCUAUGACACUGGAACAUCGUGGUAAGCAGUUUCUUCAUCAAGAAAUGCAAAAUACAACAUUUCAAGGGUUUGAUGCUGUAAACUCUGUUGUUUCAGCAAGUUGCAAACAAACCGAACUCACUAACAGUUUUACAUGUAAUGUAUUGACACAAACAGAAGACAAGCAAAAGACCAAGACGCUGAAAGAUGUCAGCAUCUGUCAUGGUGUCAUCCCAGCUCCAACUGCUGCUUGCUCUUUGGCCCCGAAGACUUCCUAUAGUGCGGCUAGUGGAAAUGGUGUACUGAAUAUUUCUAGUAAAAAUUUUAAAAUAGUUCCCAGUCCUGAGUUUAGUAAAAGCCCAGUGCAUUCAAAGAAAAUCACAGGUCAGAGCAGAAAGCUGUUGGUCAACACUUCUUUGAGUAUUGGUAACGAUGCAGGUGAGCAUUGCACUAAAAACAAAAGCACACCAGACCUUCAAGAAGAUUGUCAGGAAAACACCAAAAGGCUUGAAACUGAGCAGAUGACACAGCUAGAGCUUGACUUGUCAGGUUUGAAAGCACUGAUAUUAGACCUGGAAUCAACCAUCUCUAAGACGUCAGCCCACAAUUCAUUACAAGAAAACUCCAUUAUAUGUAACAAGUCUUUUUUCCAAACCAGAAUGCCAAAUAACAAAACCUGUAAAUCGGAUUCAUUUUCAAGGGACUCAAAAGAAUCGAUUCAAACUAAAUCUUGUGGAACAUCCUUACUUCAAAACAAGCUGAUACCAGAUUUGUUAGAAGUUUCUCAUUUUGAGUCACAUAAAGGGAAUAUUAUAUCUGAUACAUGUAAUCAAACUGCUGGUGUUAAAUCAGUAAAACAGAGGGACAUGGAAAAUAUGUCCCGCCACAUUUCAGUAAAUAAAUCGUACGAUGUAGAUAAUCCGUCAAUGCUUUGGCUACUGGAUUUGCAUUUGGGACAAGAGUGUGGGUGCCAGGAAACUUCAGUGACCCCUGAGAAUGGGAAAAAUGCACAGGAGUCCAGAGUCAAGAGAAGACUUGUCAUGAAUGCUGGGGAUUCGAGUACCAACAGAGACAAAUAUGUCUUGAAACCCAAUUUGGCAAAAAGACCACUUUCAAGGCUACACAAUUCAGUGAACCACUCUAUCCUGGAGAGACAGCAGCUGCAGCUGAAGCAGGAACAUGCCAGACAGAUCUCAGCUCUGUUGAAAGAGCAGAAGAAACAGCAGCAAUGGGUAGUGCAACAAAUUGCAGAGCAGUCCCAGCAUUUGCACCGCAUAUCAUUCCAGUAUAAUGAGCUCAGCAAAGAGCAGACCACUGUGGGACAGUCUGCACCAGUCAAGGCUUCAUUAACAUCAUCCAUUAUUCUGCAUAACAAGGCUUACCCAUCCAGCAUGGUGUCACAGCCACGUGAUUUCAUUUUAGUAACACAUGCCAAGAUAGCAGCAGUGGUGAAAGGUUACCUCACAAGGAGGCUUUUGCGCACGGAACGAUUAACACAUCUCAUCAGGACUAUUCAGGAUUCACGUAUGUUAUUGCUGACUGUUGAAAGUCCAGGAAAGAUGGGGUUAAGUUCUCAUCAGAGUUGUUCAUUAGGAGAACGAGUUUUGCUUCAGCUUCGUUCUGCCCUCUAUGAAGUCCAUGACAUUUUCUUCAACUUGUCUGCAUCGGAAAGAAUGCAGAUCAUCUCCCACGAUCGGAAACUACAAAAACAGAGGCAGUUUAAGCAAAGGGGCCACAGUAGAAAUCUGGACAAGGGAAUGUCAGUGCUGUCAGCUGCCACCUUAAAGGUUUUGGAGAGGAAAAGGAGAUUGCUAGUACAGAGGACAGCAGCAGAAGGACAGACUAGGCAGGGGAACGUUCAGCCUGGGAGACAGUUCCGUUUGCAUCCUUACAAGGAACAAAGGACCACUAUCUACAAGUAACCCCAGAUAACAAGAACAACGAGUUCCUGAAAGAAUGCAUGCACGCUGACACACAGGAUGCACAGUGACAGUCCUGUGCAGUCUCUGCACCUCAACCACAAGGAUCAGGUUGAAGCACCGUGUUUACAAUAGUUCUGGGUUCGGUUUUUUUGGUGUAGUUUUGUUCUUGUUUUUCAUGUUCUUUCAGUUUUUUCUUUACUUUUAAUUAAAAAUAAUUUUUGGGAUUUUCACUGCCUCAGAAGAGGAAAUAAAGGGGUGGGGGUUUAUGAAAAGAGGAGUAUGAUAGCAUCUAGCCUUUUUGUGUUAUCUAUUAUUUAUAUUAAUGAAAAAUGGAGCAUAUGACUUAAGAUAUUGGCUAAUAAGGCUAAUGUAAUCCUGUGCGCGCGUGUGUGUGUGUAUAGACACACACACACACACACACACACACACACACACACAAUUUGAGGGCACUGCAGUUUUGUUUGAAGCCCAGCUGUUGAAACACCUGAUCCCUCAAUGCCAAAGUCGCUGUUGUGAUACAAAAAAGUGCCUUGUAAGUAUGUACACCCCCCCCCCCCCCCCCCCCCUGCAAAAUAUGUCUGAAAUGUAUGUUUUCUUUGUGCUGGUCUGUUAUAUUGAUCUGUAUAUAUAAAUACAACUGCCAUUUAAUAUAAUAAGCAUAGGAUCGAAGCUCAUGAAAACCAGCAUCUCUUACUGUGAAAGAGGAAAUCUCGCUGAUUUGUGAUGUGUGUGUUUAUUUUUAAACUCUGAAGUUCCUUAUCUGCAUUUGUUAAUAAAAUAUG